CCCACGGACCUUUAUCACGACGCCAUGGACGGGCAGUGCAAGUUGCUUCUUGCUUUCCCCCGUCAUCUACAACCACCACCUUCGCCUCCAAUAUCGGCACAACCGCCCAAGCAUCAUGACCUUCACCGACACACGCACGCUGAGAGCAGCGGCGCUCGGCGCACUGCUGGCGCUCCCGAAGACGGCGAGCGCGCAGUACUACGAUCCGUACCGCCGCCGGAGGACGGGGCUGGCGAGGGGGGCGAUUGCUGGGAUAGCGAUUGCCUGCGCCUGCCUCGCCCUCUUCUGCUUUGUCCUUGCGUUCUUUCUCCGCCGGAGGCGCCUGAGGGCCUUCCAGGCGAGCAGGAUCAACCACGUUGAGGCAAGGCCCGUAGCCUUCCAGCCGCCCGCGUCGCAGUGGAACUACCAAGGCCCGCCGCCGAGUCAGCCGAGCUACACCGGAGCCUACGGCACUGGGCAGCCGAACUACCCCGGUCAACCAAGCUACAACGGCUCGGCGCCGUACCAGGCCGAGCAGCCAGGGUACAAGGCAUAUGAGGCCCCGACGUCACCGCCCCCACCCCCGCCGGCGUAUGAUACGGCCGCGGGCGCGAAGGACCAGACGUCGUUUGCACCGCCCCCGGGGUCGCCGCCCGCAGGAAGCUCGUCGCAGUACGCGCCGCCCCCUGGGCCGCCGCCGGCUGCUCAUACGACGGGCAAGGACGACGGCAGCUUCAUUGGCGGGUUUAGGCGCCCGAACUAGAUGCUGCACGAACGCUCCGGUGCAUCCUCCCAUCAUUGCUAAGAGCGCAUUCUGCUUGCUUUGACCACCAUGAAUGAAGAAUAUAAAGUACCAAUACGAUGAACGAUUUCUGAUUCCCCUUCUGCUUUUGCCUGUUUGUAGCCAUGGUUCGCAUGAUACCUUACUCCUCUCUCUUACUGUACCGUAUAGCAUCGCCUGUUUAUUCACGAGUCGACAUUGUUACUUUUCCGAAGUUCGAUGUGUGCGAUGCUGCCUUUUGAGAUGUCCGAAUGACCAUAACGCCGGGCGAGAGCAG
Schizophyllum commune H4-8 is the source of this 1037-nucleotide messenger RNA. RefSeq lists its product as uncharacterized. Lineage: Eukaryota; Fungi; Basidiomycota; Agaricomycetes; Agaricales; Schizophyllaceae. The record is from RefSeq and is a predicted model, not a curated record. Bases 116 to 742 code for a protein of 208 amino acids. The transcript is spliced from 4 exons.